AAUGCACGCGUGAUUUAACCUAACCUAAGCUGACUGGCAAUUCCUAACCCGACUUUAGAACCGUUUCAGCGGUAUUCCACAAUAUUCGAAAUAUAUUUUAUUAUUAUGCAAAAGGCAAUCUAACAGUUCAAAAAAAUAAAGCACUGCGCGUGCUGAAAACAUUCCCAUACAUAUAUAAACAAAUUAAGAUUUCUAGAAAAGGAGAUCCGUGCUCUCGUACAAUAAACAAUGGAGAUAGAAUGUGAAGAAACCGCUGUUGAAUCGCGUUCGCCGAUAACAACACCACGUUUAAAUGAAAAUCACGAGACAGUCGAAAACGAUGCAGAAAGCGAAACUUGUGAGGCUAGUCAGGUGCAACCGGAUUUAUUCGUACCGACCGAAGACACUUGCAGUCAGACAAAUGCAGGAACUCGUUUGGAAUCUAGUGUAAUUCCGAAUAAAACCGACUUUCUCGUUUCUUCACAGUCACAAGUAACGUGCGAUACAUUGCCAGAACAAAUAGCAAGUCUUGAGAUAUCGGAGCAAACAAGGGACAAUGAAGCUACAAAUAUCACAGAGCCAAGAAAUGUAGUUUCGGAAGAUACCAGCUCAGUAGAUUCUGCCUGCGUCUACAAGUAUAACUGGUCCACAGCGCCGAGGGUAUUAUGUGUAGCUACUAAGGAAUACCAGCCCACAAACUUGCAUGAGAAUUUUACGAAAGGUUGCCAGUGGUCGCCGGACGGAACAUGCUUACUUGUACCAUCAGAAGACUUCAAAAUACGCAUUUACGAGCUUCCCAUAGAAUUAUACUCUGGCCAGGUUCCAUCUGAUUUCAUACAGACCAACUUUACGUCUGCGUUGACAAUUAAGGAAGGCGGCCUCGUAUACGACACUUGCUGGUAUCCUUUUAUGGAUUCGCGCGAACCUGCGACGUGCUGCUUUCUUAGUACCAGCAGAGAGAGUCCUAUUCAUCUGUGGGAUGCAUUUACAGGAGAAUUGCGUGCCACGUAUCGAGCUUACAAUCAAGUUGACGAAGUAGAAGCAUCUAUCAGCGUUCAAUUUGUGGAUUCAGGAAGGGAGAUAUGGUGUGGUUUCAAGAACGCUGUAAGAACCUUCGACACGGACCGUCCUGGACGUCAGACAAGUGACAUUCAAUUUAAACACAAUUUUCCAAAUAUGAUAGGAUUGGUCUCGUGUAUCCGUGAAAAUCCAUUCAUGCCAGGCUUAGUUGCCUUUGGCACAUAUUCCAAAUGUAUUGGUUUGUACAAAGACGGACCAUUGUGCACUUUUCAGACCGGGAGUGGUGUAACACAAGUUGAAUUUAGCCCUUGCGGAAUGAAGUUGUUCUCUGUUGUCCGGAAAAAUAGUGAAUUUUUAUGUUGGGACCUCCGUAAUCCUGGAAAUGUUCUUUAUUCCCUCGAAGGAAGGCAAUCGGAUACCAAUCAAAGAAUACAAAUUGCUAUUACGCCUGACAGUAAACAAAUAAUCUCUGGCGGUGUUGAUGGAAAUAUCGUUGUGUGGGAAUUGCCGGAAAUUACAGAUUAUAACGAAGAGGAUUUGUAUCCAAAAUAUAAAAUAAGACUGUCCAAAGAUUGU
Temnothorax curvispinosus is the source of this 1575-nucleotide messenger RNA. It is a transcript of the gene WDR79, whose product is annotated as telomerase Cajal body protein 1. The annotation marks the transcript as partial. The transcript has 5 exons. NCBI's taxonomy places the organism in Eukaryota, Metazoa, Arthropoda, Insecta, Hymenoptera, Formicidae. The record is from RefSeq and is a predicted model, not a curated record. Gene Ontology annotation, molecular function: protein binding.